Molecule: messenger RNA, 838 nt
Organism: Phragmites australis (common reed)
Lineage: Eukaryota; Viridiplantae; Streptophyta; Magnoliopsida; Poales; Poaceae
Product: probable NAD(P)H dehydrogenase subunit CRR3, chloroplastic
Exons: 2
Coding region: 6-584 (192 amino acids)
Biological process (GO): photosynthetic electron transport in photosystem I
Cellular component (GO): NAD(P)H dehydrogenase complex (plastoquinone); chloroplast thylakoid membrane
Source: RefSeq, a predicted model, not a curated record
CCUUCAUGGCUUUAUCCACUCCCGCAGUUCCGCUCACACGAGUGGCGAGUGGCGACCCCACGCUACGCGCUUCCUUCCGGAACCCCAUGGCCUGCCACCUCGGCCUCGCCGGCGCCGCCGCCACCACCGCCGUGCGCGCCCCGCGCCUCUCCAUACUCGCCUCCGCUUCCGCCGCCUCAGGACAGCCCGUCCGCCGUAUCCGCCGUCGCGCGCCUCCGGGGCAGCAGGGCUCGGCGCCGCCCCCGGCCCCCACCCAGCCGUCCGUCGAUGAGGUGCGGCGCGCCAUCGGGGUCGCCGACGACGCGGCGUCGUCCGCCGCCUCAGGGGAGGCGAAGAACUCCGCCUUCAUGGACCUCAUCGCCAGCACGCCCAUCGGGCAGCCCGAGAGCGAGCCCGAGCGCCGGCUCCGCGAGGCCGCCGAGUGGGUCGUCGACACCACCGAGGUGCGCGCCUGCGAAGGACAGAAAUCUUUCUUGGUGCUAUGCAUGAUGACUUUUCCCGCGUGGUUCUUGCUCCUGUUUAUUGCCCUUGGAGUUAUAAAGCUACCAUUUGAUAUUCCAGAUCUGGAUAACCUCAUUAUGUAAGGUGUUAUACUUAUUUUUGAUAUUUUUUCCUUCCAUUAUACACACUGCAGACACUGAAAGGAAAUAGUAUAUAUGACUUACUGUUGGAGCUACCUAUGUUGUAAGUUAUCACUAAGUUGUGUAAUUGCGUUUCUUAUUCAUCUUUCUACAACUGAAAUCAGAUUUUGAAAAAGUGUAUUGCUUCCAAGGGAAGGAAGCAAAAGUGAUUCUUAUUGGAGUUGCUAUUUAUGUGAUGGGCAGAAUAAGUUACUAUC